This is a messenger RNA of Aspergillus tanneri, 1911 nucleotides long. Its product is annotated as serine/threonine-protein kinase. Bases 1 to 1911 code for a protein of 636 amino acids. Gene Ontology annotation, biological process: protein phosphorylation. The transcript has 5 exons. NCBI's taxonomy places the organism in Eukaryota, Fungi, Ascomycota, Eurotiomycetes, Eurotiales, Aspergillaceae. Gene Ontology annotation, molecular function: protein serine/threonine kinase activity; ATP binding. The record is from RefSeq and is a predicted model, not a curated record.
AUGUCGUGGAAACUCACCAAAAAAUUGAAGGAAACUCACCUUGCUCCUUUAACGCAAACCUUCGCGCGAUCGUCCUCUACGUCCACCAUCAAGGGUGACUCGGGCGAGGAGACCCCAGUGACAUCCCAAACUCCGAGUGUGUCGACGACAAGCUCCAAUGGAAUCAGUGCUUCGGAAUCGCUCGUUUCUCCCCCGGUGGCCCCUGUGAAGCCCGGUAUCUUGAUAGUCACCUUGCAUGAAGGUCAAGGCUUCGCUCUAUCACCACACUACCAGCAGAUUUUCAACUCCCACUUCCAAAAUAACAAUGCCUACGCUGUACGCCCCAGUUCCUCUUCCUCCCACUCCACCCAUUCGCAGGGGGCUUCAUUUGUACAUAGUGGUCGCCCUCAGUCGACCAGUGGAGGCAUCAAUGCUGCCCCCACGAUCCACGGCCGGUAUUCGACCAAAUAUCUUCCAUACGCCUUGCUGGACUUCGAGAAGAACCAGGUUUUUGUCGACGCGGUUUCAGGAUCGCCGGAGAACCCCCUAUGGGCAGGAGACAACACGGCAUUCAAGUUCGACGUGUCACGGAAGACAGAAUUGAAUGUACAAUUGUAUCUUCGAAACCCCGCAGCUCGGCCUGGUGCCGGUCGAAGCGAGGAUAUCUUCCUCGGUGCAGUAAAGGUUCAUCCUCGCUUCGAGGAAGCCCAGCCUUACGUGGAGGACCCCAAACUCAGCAAGAAGGACAAUCAAAAAGCGGCCGCGGCUCACGCGGAGCAUGGGCGUCACUUGGGCCAGCUUGGUGCUGAAUGGCUAGACCUUCAGUUUGGGACCGGCUCCAUCAAGAUUGGCGUUUCAUUUGUCGAAAACAAGCAGCGCAGCCUGAAGUUGGAAGACUUCAAAUUGCUGAAGGUCGUGGGCAAAGGUAGCUUCGGCAAAGUCAUGCAGGUCAUGAAAAUGGAUACGGGUCGAAUCUACGCCCUCAAAACAAUCCGCAAGGCGCAUAUCAUUUCACGAUCAGAAGUCACGCACACUCUUGCCGAGAGGUCAGUGCUUGCUCAGAUCAACAACCCUUUCAUCGUCCCUUUGAAGUUCUCCUUCCAGUCCCCCGAGAAACUGUACUUGGUUCUCGCUUUUGUGAACGGUGGUGAGUUGUUCCACCACCUUCAGCGGGAGCAGCGUUUCGAUAUCAACCGAGCUCGUUUCUACACCGCCGAACUUCUUUGUGCACUCGAAUGUUUGCAUGGUUUCAAGGUUAUCUACCGUGAUCUGAAACCUGAAAACAUUCUUCUGGAUUACACCGGACACAUCGCUCUUUGUGACUUUGGCCUGUGCAAGUUGGAUAUGAAGGACGAAGACAGAACGAACACUUUCUGUGGAACUCCUGAGUAUCUUGCCCCUGAGUUGCUACUUGGCAAUGGAUACACGAAAACCGUUGACUGGUGGACGCUUGGUGUCCUCCUCUACGAGAUGCUGACGGGUCUUCCGCCAUUCUAUGACGAAAACACAAAUGACAUGUACCGAAAGAUUUUGCAGGAACCCUUGACUUUCCCCAGUAGCGAUGUCGUUCCCCCAGCCGCCCGGGAUCUUCUGACGAGACUGCUCGACCGAGACCCGCAACGUCGACUGGGUGCCAACGGUGCUGCGGAGAUCAAAUCGCAUCACUUCUUUGCUAACAUUGAUUGGCGCAAGCUGCUGCAGAGGAAGUAUGAGCCAAGCUUCCGACCCAAUGUGCUGGAUGCUCUUGAUACGGGCAACUUCGACCGCGAAUUUACGCAGGAGGCCCCUCAAGACUCUUACGUGGAUGGGCCCGUCUUGUCCCAGACGAUGCAGCAACAGUUUGAAGGCUGGUCUUACAACCGACCAGUUGCUGGUCUUGGAGAUGCCGGCGGUAGUGUCAAGGACCCGUCUUUUGGGAGCAUCCCCGAGUAA